UUGUUGAUCGGCGCUCGUGAAAAAAUGGGUGAACAUUUUUCCUGUGAUUUUCAUGGUGUGUAAGCAUCCAGAGAAAGUCAAAAUCACACUCAAUCACUUUCUGUGAGUCUCUAAAAUGUGAUUCUUGUGCUGGCGGUGCUGAUAAAUAUGGGCGAAAUGCAUAAUUUCGUGUGAGAAGUUGCACAGCGACUUUGUUUUUACCAAAAGAGUGAAAGAAAAAGUCUUGUGGGUGCGGCGAAAGCGACACAGAAAAGCAUCCAAAGGGGGUCCAAUAGUAUAUUUCAGCUUCCGGACGAUCACAGAAAAGCCGAAGAAAACCUUGAGAAGGGCCUCCGAAGGACUUCUUGUGGGUCAAUCAAUAGAAGAGACGCAGCAGCGAUUUUGUCAUUUGUGGGAAAUAUGAAGAUCAAUGCGUCGAAGAUGGCGACACCGAUUGAAGAAAAAGUGGACCAGAACAUAAAGAUACGCAGCGGAAUGGUGACGGUGAGCGAUGGCAAGAGCAAGCCUGAACUCAUGCGCCUCAAUCUGUCCAUGGAAUUGGUCACGCUGCAGCGUCUGGAGGUCUUGACGCCCUCUUCAGCGGCAGCGGGCAAUGGUGGGCCGCCGACGGAGUCCAAGGAGCGCAUGGUGCAGAUCACAAGGCAGAAGGUCGGCGGCUUGGGACUCAGCAUCAAAGGAGGGGCGGAGCACAAAUUGCCCAUCCUCAUAUCGCGAAUUUACAAGGACCAGGCGGCCGAUGCCACGGGCCAACUCUUCGUUGGGGAUGCCAUUAUCAAGGUCAACGGCGAAUACAUCACGGCGUGUCCUCACGAUGAUGCGGUGAAUAUUCUGAGGAAUGCCGGAGACAUUGUGGUGCUCACGGUCAAGCACUAUCGAGCUGCGACGCCGUUCCUGCAGAAGCAACUAUCCAAAGAGACUCCCGACUCGGACAAUGAUGCGACGUGUGCUGAAUUGAAGGCUGACGAAGGUUGGAAGUCAUCAACAAACAACAGUAGACCCAUUUCCAUGUGUUCAGAGCCGGAGAAGAAGUGGGUGGACAUCGUGUCGGUGCCGCUCAUGAUGGCUUAUGUCACGCGAUACAUUUUCGGCACGGACAAAUUGCGCCCCAACGCCUUUGAGGUGAGAGGCCUCAAUGGCGUCUCCACUGGCGUUAUUCACUGCGACGAUCUGGCCAUCCUCAGCCAGUGGCUAAAGUACAUCACGGACAACAUUGUGGGACUCACGCAUUUGCAGAUGAAGCUGUACAAUCGCAAUUUUGCCGUGGGCGAGCGCAUUGAGUACAUGGGAUGGGUAAAUGAGGGUGUCAUCAGCACAAAUCUCUCGUGGCAGAGCUACAAACCUCGCUUCCUCAUUCUCAAAGGCACCGAAGUUAUGCUGUUUGAUUCACCACCGGUGAAUGUGGCUGGAUUGUCGAAGUCAACGGUCGCCUAUAAAGUGUACCAGACGAUGUUCCGUGUGGUGAAGGAGUCAGAAACCGUGGAUUCACGCCAGCAUUGCUUCCUGCUUCAGAGUUCAGGUCAUGAACCUCGAUAUCUAAGCGUAGAGACGCGCCAGGAACUUUUGAGAAUUGAAAAUAGCUGGAAUACAGCCAUUGUGACGAGCGUCAUCAAAUUGGGGCGGAAAACAUUCGCCGUGUCGCACCAUGGGAAGGGUGGCGGUUUGACGUUGGACUGGCAGAAUGGUUUCAGCCUGGCCGAGGGCGCGGACGCCACAAUUGUGUGGCAGUAUAAAUUCUCCCAAUUGCGCGGCUCCAGCGAUGAUGGCAAAUCAAAAUUGAAGCUCCAUUUUCAGGAUCAUGAGACGAGGGCCAUUGAGACUAAAGAACUGGAAUGCCAAGUGCUGCAAAGUUUGCUCUUUUGCAUGCAUGCCUUUUUAACAGCUAAAGUUGCUUCUGUUGAUCCGGCAUUUUUGAGUUCAAUUCAGCAAACGUAAAGCAAAGAAACGCGAUAUCGACGAAGAAACAGAGGAAUUUAUUAUUGAGGACAAAAAUCAAAGAUUCUUUGGCGGUUUCUGGUUUUUGGCGUGCAUUUUCCGAACUGAAUGUUUGUGAUUGAUUGCGAGAUGGACAGAAUCUCUUGUUUUUCCUUUUUAGAGGCAGUUUAAUUCCAAGAAAUAUGUACUUUAGAAAGAGGAUUUAUUUACAACUCUAAUGUUACAAUUAGCUUGUUGACAAGACGACAGAGCGGAAAGAGAUGAUUAUAUUACCUUUAAGAUAUAGACAUUGAGACGUUAGUUGAGAGUUUAAUACAAUAUUGCUAAGUUAUUAAUAAAAUCGCGAGUUGGAAAGAGGUCAAAAAUAUUCUUUUUCCACGAGAUGAAAGAAAAAAAAAUGUACAAAGAGAAGGAAUACUAUGUGAAGUGGAGCAAUAGCAACUUUAUUCCUUUCUCUCGGCAACGAUUGCACCACAAAUCAUCACAUUAUAGCUUCCUUAAAUUGCUCUGGGAUUUCAUUUCUUCACAAUUUUUGCAUUUCUAUAGAGAGAUAUUAAUUUUCUAAUGUCUUUUUAUGCUUUUACGUGGGCGAAAAACUAUAAGAAUUUUGUGGGUCAAGAAGAAAAAUACUUGCUAAAAAGGUGCUAAAGAGGAUUUUUUAGUGUAAUGGAAAAAAAACUUUAGAUCUUUACUGUUGCAUUUAUUUACUAAUAUUGCUUUCUUCUUUCUUUUUGGGUUUUCUGAGAGGGGAAAAAAAUUAGGAAUGUGAGUUUGAAUCUGUGAAAAAUGGUAACAACGCAAUUAGUGAAGAAUGAAAAAUUCUUCAGAAAACAAAUAUAUAACGGAUGUUAGGAAAAUAUUUGAUAAAAUUCAUAGCAUAUAAAUUUAUGUAGUGGAAAUUUUCGAAAUUUCUCCCUAAGAAAUCUUCGUUCUUGCUAUUUAUACAAUGAACAAUAAAAAAAAAGAAAAUCAUCUCAUUAACGUUUUCGAUGAAUAAAUUAUCAGCAUCACUUGUAAAAAAAAUUUCAGUAGAAUUCGUUUGCGAAUGCAAAAGUUUAGGGCAAAAAUAAUCCACUGAUGAUCUUCACGUGAGGAGAGGAUUGUGUAUAUAAGUAUGUUUAGAAAAGAUGAAUCUCGUAGCAUUACUUGUUUUCUUAGCAAUUUUGUCAUGAUUUUUGACAUCUCUUUUUAUCAAUCUUCUAAAUAGCAUUUUAUUGUGAAGUUUUACUGUUUGACUUUGUAAAUUUACACACUUUUAUCUGAUAUUUUAAGUGAGAAAGCUUCAAUGAUGCUUUCAAGAUUUAUUGUAAAGGACUCGAAAUGAUGGAUAGAUUUAAGGACAGAAAAAAAAUUUAUGGUAAAUAAUAUGAAAAGAAAUCCAUUUUCACCCCACCAAAUAUAUUAAUAUAUACAUUUUAAAGUGUUAUAAUUGAAUUUUGAUCAAUUAUAGUUGGAAGAAGAGAAAUUUUCAGUAAAAAGAAAACACAUUGAGAACUCCGAUGAAAAUAUUCAGUAUUAUAAAUGAAAGCCGAAGAUGGAAAAUAGGAAUAAUCAUUCAAAAUAUUUGUGUCAAAACAGUUGAAAUGGAAAAUCUCGAUAGAAAAAGCACAAUUUUAGACUUUUCUCUAUGAAACAGGGCACAAAUGCCGGACUUUUCUUUCAUCUUCUGAUUAUGUGUAAAUUUUCCAUUUGAUUUCCAUCAUCUUCCUUAAGUGCACUGUAGAUGAACACAUAUUAGAGAAUAUAGUUGGAAAAGACAUUGAUAAAGUGAAGGAUUCAAUUAAAAAUCAAAUAAAUCAGUCAUAUUCACAAAAGGAAAGAUGAAUAAAAAAAAGAGUAAAUUUACGAGAAUGAUGUAUAUUUUCACUUUCUUUUCUCGCACUCUUCGCUGUUCUUCUUUUCUUCAUCUCUCUUUCUUGCAGAAAAGCAACCGCGAACGUCUCCUUUGAAACUCAUCGCAGCAGUUUUUCAUCUUGUCGAUGUUCCGUGCUUGAAAUGUAGCCAAGUUCUCUCAAUAAAUAGCAAAAGCUUUUGGGAAUCGUAGUGGAGUCUCUUGUUUUCCGGUUUUCACAGAUAUCCUGAACUUUACCUGAGGCUGUUGAGUGUCUUUGCUAGGAAAACUUUGCUUUACAUUUUAGUACUAUAUAUUUACAAAAUUAAGAAAGAAAAUUCAACGAAUAUCCAAAUUAUACCGGUU
Phlebotomus argentipes is the source of this 4129-nucleotide messenger RNA. RefSeq names its product gamma-1-syntrophin (gene Syn2). Bases 400 to 1932 code for a protein of 510 amino acids. NCBI's taxonomy places the organism in Eukaryota, Metazoa, Arthropoda, Insecta, Diptera, Psychodidae. The record is from RefSeq and is a predicted model, not a curated record. Gene Ontology annotation, molecular function: structural molecule activity; protein binding. The transcript has 8 exons. Gene Ontology annotation, cellular component: intracellular anatomical structure; dystrophin-associated glycoprotein complex.